Phyllopteryx taeniolatus (common seadragon) is the source of this 5546-nucleotide messenger RNA. It is a transcript of the gene lrrc4.1, whose product is annotated as leucine rich repeat containing 4.1. NCBI's taxonomy places the organism in Eukaryota, Metazoa, Chordata, Actinopteri, Syngnathiformes, Syngnathidae. Gene Ontology annotation, molecular function: protein binding. Gene Ontology annotation, biological process: excitatory synapse assembly; synaptic membrane adhesion; postsynaptic density protein 95 clustering. The record is from RefSeq and is a predicted model, not a curated record. Gene Ontology annotation, cellular component: postsynaptic density membrane; glutamatergic synapse; plasma membrane.
UCUCUCUUUAGCUGCUACAACCCAUCCUUUCCACAUCGACGCUACUGUUAACGUCACGCCUGGAAGCCCUUCUUGCACCCUGCGCUCACUUCGCCUGCCUCACUGCUGUCUCCCCUGGUCGGACACCGCGUCCGAGAGGAGGCGCUGAUCGGCGCCACAAAAGGAGGGGUGGUUUGAGUAGAAGAAAAAAGAGGACUGGAAGGCAAGAGGAUAAAAGAACAGAAAGGAGAAACUGCGCACCACCCCUCCUCCUUCUGAACUUACCCCCCCACCCACGAUCAACACCACCACUCCUUUGGACGCUCCCCCCUCCUCUCCGACUUGCAGCCUCCAUCCCGCCCUCCCGCUCUGAAGAAAUUGACGGAUUAUUGGGAAGUGCGCGGGAGGCAGGCUGCAGCUGCUGCUUUGUGCGCUUGGCAGGGAUGGUGCGCGUGCGUCCGCAAUUUGCCGCACGGCCGCAGUGUGCGACAACUUGAUGAGAGGAGACGUGGGGAUAAGGACGGCGGGAAAAAGUCGGGACCCGCGCCGAGCCUUGUGAACCCCUGCCGAGCGCGCAGGAAAAGAGACGGGGGGGGGGAAAAAUCAAGUGGAAACGAUGCCACAUUGAAGAGGGACAGAGAGAAGAGCUAUCAAACUGACCAACCGAGCAAAUGAUUGACCACUGAAAAGUGGGCACAGGAAUACAAAGAGGAGGAGGUGGGGGGGUGGGCUUCUUUUUUCUUUUUCUUUUCUUUUUUUAAUCCCCGGGUUGUCAAUCUCUCCUCCGGAGCACCGCAAACAAACAAGCAAAGAACGCUGCAAAAAGGGACUGUGGAAUUCUCUUUCAGCCUUUUUGUUUGGUCCCAUCUGACUCUUUUGGACAAUCGUGUCAAAAGACCAGUGCUAUGGAAACCUGGAUAAGGUGUCCAUCUAGAGGAUCAACUGUCCGAUUCCAAGGACAAGCAAGGCAAGAGGAGCUGACUGCCAGAAGCCAGCAGUGGAGCACCGCUUCUUUGGGAGCCUGAGUGGAUUCCUAUGUACAAUCUUUUUUUUUUUGUUAUUGUUGUUGCUCAAGAGACAAAUCAUAAAGGGCCUUUGAAUCUUUUGGAUUGGAUGUAUGGAUUUACAAAAAGGGCUCAUCCUGGUUUAGCAGGGCAGUUGUUAAAAGGCUUUUGUUGCUGCUCGGGGAUAUACGUGCAUCUCAAGUUAGUGCCACAGCUCGUUGUGUGGGAGGCUAUACAUCCGAGUUCAAGGACCUGUAAUGUUAAUUUGAGGUAGGUGUCUAGUGUUACAACCCCUCUUUGCAUCAGUUUGCAACACCCUCCCUUCUUGACUUUGUAAUAUGGCUUUUGGUUGCUUAAUUUACUACUAUGUCCUUCUCAUACAUGUUGCAGAACAGCCAGCCCCCACUUCCCAUUCCCCACACCCCGAAGCACAGAUCAUGGGAAUACAUUAUUAACUAAAGAUAGUCAAAAGUCUCCUUCCUAUACCAGUAUGUCCCCUGUCCAUCUUCAGUUUCUUUAUCCCUACUGAAUCUGGUCCCCGUAUUACUAAAGCCAGUUAACCAUCUCUUCUUCCUGUACCCAAAGCUCCCCCCCCCACGCACACCACCAGCCCCCCAGAUGAUGCUGAAUUAUGAAUGUGCCACAUCAUGAGUCUCCUGGGGAGGGUAGCUGCGCAUCGUGCCAGGAAAGCCGCCCUACUCUGUGUAGUGUUCCUGAUGGCACGAGCAUGGAGCAGUGCCUCCCUGGCCUUAGGGGCGGCGGCGUCACAAGGACCCCAGGGCUGUCCCCCACAGUGCUCUUGCAGUAAUCAGCAGGGGAAGGUGGUGUGCACAAGACGGGGCCUCACUCGCGUGCCCCCGGGCAUACCAGCCAACACGCGACACCUCAAUCUGAUGGAAAACGCCAUUGAGGCGGUGCAGGCUGACUCAUUCCGGCACCUGCACCACCUUGAGGUGCUCCAGCUUGGGCGGAAUGCCAUUCGGCAGGUUGAGGUGGGCGCGUUUAAUGGACUUACUAGCCUCAACACCCUAGAGCUGUUUGACAACCGGCUGACGGUGGUACCCAGCGGGGCCUUUGAGUACCUGUCAAAACUAAGAGAACUGUGGCUGAGGAACAACCCCAUUGAGAGCAUUCCUUCCUACGCCUUUAACCGGGUGCCAUCCUUGAUGCGACUGGACCUUGGCGAGUUGCGGAAACUGGAGUACAUCUCAGAAGGAGCUUUUGAAGGUCUACAAAAUCUCAAGUACCUCAACUUGGGCAUGUGCAACAUCAGGGGGGAUAUGCCAAACAUGAGUCCCCUCAAGGGUCUGGAGGAGCUGGAGAUCUCUGAAAAUCACUUCCCUGUGAUAAGGCCGAGCUCCUUUCAAGGCCUGAACUCGCUGAAAAAGCUAUGGGUGAUGAACUCACAGAUAACCGUGAUAGAACGCAAUGCCUUUGAUGACUUACCGUCACUGGUGGAGCUUAAUCUUGCCCAUAAUAACCUGAGCGCUGUGCCCCACGAUCUGUUCUCCCCGCUCAGGUACCUGGUGGAGCUUCAUCUCCAUCAUAAUCCUUGGAACUGUGGCUGCGAUGCUGUAUGGUUGGCACGCUGGCUAAGGGAAUACAUCCCCACAAACUCAACUUGCUGCGGACGCUGCCACUCACCUGCCAACAUGAGAGGUCGACAGCUUGUGGAGGUAGACCGAGGCGAGGUGGCCGCAAUGCAGUGUUCCGCUCCGUUCAUUGCGGAUGCACCAAGGGAUUUUAACAUCUCAGCUGGGAGAGUUGCUGAGCUUCGGUGUCGCACAGCCCAGAUGUCUUCAGUACGCUGGCUCCUACCUAAUGGGACUAUCCUGACUCACGCCUCCAGUCAUCUGAGGAUAUCGGUACUCAACGACGGCACCUUAAAUUUCUCAAAUGUCCUAGCUAUUGACACUGGCACGUACACCUGCAUGGUAUCCAAUGCAGCUGGGAAGUCCAAUGCUUCGGCCUACCUCAACGUGAGUGCAGCUGAGCUCAACACAUCCAACUUGAGCUACUUCACAACUGUGACAGUGGAGGUCUUGGGCCCGACCACAGAGAUGCCCAAACCCAAGAAGACCACAACCACAUCUGCUGCUACGGCGGUGGCCGGCGUACCGGGAGGAGGUCUGGGCCUUGGAAUAACCACCACAACUGCCUCACCCUCUGUCUUUCAGCCAGUGUUCAUCUCCACACCAACUGUGUUGCUACAAAGCACAGACAGCCCACCAGGUGCGGCAAAGCCAUCUGCCGUGCCCGGACUCAAAGGGGCCACCGGCAGGCCUGGCAAAUCUGGUCCGAGUCUGGAUGAGGUCAUGAAAACCACCAAGAUCAUAAUUGGUUGCUUUGUGGCAGUAACGCUGAUGGCUGCCGUGAUGCUCAUUGCCUUCUACAAACUGAGAAAGCGCCACCAGCAGAGGAGUACCGUGGCAGCUGCUCGAACCGUGGAGAUCAUCCAGGUCGAUGAAGAGGACCUUCCGCCACCAGCUUCUGCAGCUCAAGAGACGGCUCUAACGCUACCUGAAAUUAGGGACCAUAAUAGCAUACACAAACUGGACUAUCUGAGUCACAAGACGGACUACAGCUAUCACAAACCAAAGGCUGAAUACAAACCUCAGCCUGAUUUCACCCUUCACAAGCCGAAAGCAGCGUAUACGACGUACAAGCCCAACAUGGACUUCCAUGGCCACAAGUCUGUCCCAGACUACAGCGCUCACAAAUCCACACCAGAUUUUAGCCUGCACAGACCAAAGCUUGACUACAGCCCAUUUAGACAGGACUACAACACUCACAAACCCAAAGCAGAAAACAGCCCAUUCAAACCAGACUUUGGGACUCAUCCAAAAGCAAGAACAGACUACAGCCCAUUCAAAUCAGACUACAGCACUCAUCCGAGGCAAAAGAUUGACUUCAGCCCGUUUAAAAGAGAUUACAGUACCCAACCAAAAUCCAAACAUGACUACAGCCCAUUACGAUCUGACUACAACCCUCAGUAUAAACACAAGGUUGAGCAUAGCCCCUUGAACCACGACUUUGGAACUCAUCCGAGACCUAAACCGGAUUAUAGUCCAUUCAAGCCUGGCUACAGCACUCAGCCGAAACCCAAAACGGACUACAGUGUCCAGAAAUGUAAACCUGACAGCAACUACAAACCCAAGGACCCUUAUAACGUUUUCAAGACAGACUUGAGUCCGCACAAAGCGGACUUCGGCGCCUUUAAAUCGGGAUUCAGUCCCCAUGCUCAGAGACCUAAAAUGGAUUACAGUCCACACAAAGUGGACUACAGCCCCCAUAAAAUGGACUUCAGCACCAUGAAACCGAAAUACAACACCUAUAAACCGAGUGGCCACGGGGCCAAAUGGACAGAGAACAACGUGGGCAAUUCUUUGCCUCGAACCUUGCCCAGCAACAUCACAGCAUUGGCAGAGCCCUUUGUCAUUAAAACUCAUACCAAGGAGAAAGUACAGGAGACUCAGAUUUAAAAAAGCUAAGAUGGCCCACCCUUAGGCCCCUGCUGUUGCCCCCAAGCCACACCCCUUAUCCUUUUCCCAAUUAAAUCAUGCAAUAGAAUGCACAAUGAAAAAAAUUGACAGAAACUACUAUUUUGUACAGAGCAGACGCAAAGACUGACAAGUUCUUGUUGUACAUGCUUAUAAAUAAACAUAUAUAUAUAUAUGGACACAUUAAAACUACCAUGGGCUGGUGACAGAGAAACAUAUAUUAAAAAGAAAAUCAAACUAUUUUCUAACUUGUAACUUCUAUUUAAAAUAAUACGUUGUUUAAGAGGCUGUCUUGACUUUGACAAAUGAGGGUCGUGUUAAAAAAAAAAAAAAAAAAAAAAAAAAAAAGAGACAACGGGGUUUGGGCAUUCUGUGUGAUUUUUACACCAUGCUACAGAGAAUGCAGUGAUAAGGGGAAAUAUUUAUACAGAAAAGUCCUUUUAACAAAAAACUAAAAAAAAAAAAAAAGUCAACAUGGAUCUUUACAGGUUUAUCUUGUAAAAGCACUCAGAAUUUGUACCGUGGCAAAUGUUAUAAAUGCAAUAAAAAGAAUUUUUGUAACAAACAAACAAAGGUAAUAUGCUGUAGUUUCCUGUUCUCCUGGUGUGUUUCUGUAAAGAUCAGCCAAUUGCUGUAGAUACUGCAGCAAGAUGCAGCGGUAUUGCUUUUAACCCUGUGUAUGCUGAAUGAGGAAGACGUUGUAAUUUACAGCGCAGAGGUCCCAUGCUGCUAUUCCCACCCCACCCCCCAAUUACUACGUUGUUGACAUUACAGCUUGAAGCCAUAGUGCUGUAUCAGGCUGGUCAACAAAUUAUUAGAAUCGUACAAUGAUAUAAUCAAAGGUGAAUGAAUGGCAAUCAUUGCAACGAUAACUGAAUUGUUCACCCGCGACUGAUGAGGCGAACCUCUUCCAUGGUUAGGGAUUUAAGAGCAGAUGUAAUUGCACAUAAACGAGUAAAAGGUGAUAAAUUGGGGUGAAAGCGACUGAAAUGCAAAGACCUCCUCUUGCCUGGAAAAUAUAGAUCAAUUGCACUUUUCAUUGCACAGCCAGCUGUUGUGCCUU